GCCGCGGUGCCGCGCUCCCGGCCGCCGGGGGUCGGGCACCGGGCGAUGUAGGGCGCGGGGCCCGGCGGGGGCAUGAAUGGUGCAGCGAGAGGGGCGGGCGCCGCGCUCCCCCCGCGGCGGCGGGGCGGCGCGGGCCGCUGACACGUGCGGCGGCGCGGCGCGGCGGGGCGCCCCCGGCUCCGCGGGACGCGGGGCGGCGCAUGGGGAAGGAGCCCGGCGCGGCGAGGCACGGCGCCUGCCGCUUCUCCUUGCGGAGCGCUGCCAGCUCUUCCUGGAAGUCCUGAGUCGCGCACGGCGCAGUGAGUUCAUGCACCUCCUCGCCAAGCCUCAGCCUGCGGGAUCUGGGGAGGCUGCCGCCAGCACACCGCCCGGUCCCCCGCGCCCGCUCGCCGCCGCCCGGGGGUCUCUCCCGGGGGCCCCCUCCGCCGCCCCCUCGCACAUGAAGAUGUACGUGCAAAGGGCUCUGGUGCUGCUCUCGCUGCUGAGCUUCGCCACCGUGAGCCUCUCGCUGUCCUCCUGCACCACCUUGGACCUGGACCACAUCAAGAAGAAGAGGGUGGAAGCCAUCCGGGGGCAGAUCCUGAGCAAGCUGCGGCUCAAGCCCCCGGAGACCGUGGGGCCGGCCCAUGUGCCCUACCAGAUCCUGGCCCUCUAUAACAGCACCCGGGAGCUGCUGGAGGAGAUGGAGGAGGAGAAGGAGGAGAGCUGCUCUCAGGACAACACCGAGUCCGAGUACUAUGCCAAAGAGAUCCAUAAAUUUGACAUGAUCCAGGGCCUCCCCGAGCAUAAUGAGUUGGGCAUUUGUCCAAAAGGUGUCACCUCCAAUGUGUUCCGCUUUAAUGUGUCCUCAGCAGAGAAGAACAGCACCAACUUGUUCCGGGCUGAGUUUCGGGUGCUGCGUGUGCCCAACCCGAGCUCCAAACGCAGCGAGCAGCGCAUUGAGCUCUUCCAGAUCCUUCGGCCGGAUGAGCACAUAGCAAAGCAGCGCUACCUCAGUGGCAGGAACGUGCAGACACGGGGCUCCCCUGAGUGGCUGUCCUUCGAUGUCACCGAGACUGUGCGUGAGUGGCUUCUGCACAGAGAGUCCAACCUUGGCCUGGAAAUUAGCAUACACUGUCCUUGCCAUACUUUUCAGCCCAACGGAGACAUCUUGGAGAAUUUGCAUGAGGUCUUGGAGAUCAAGUUCAAAGGCAUUGACAGUGAGGAUGACUAUGGCCGUGGGGACUUGGGGCGCCUGAAGAAGCAGAAAGACUUGCAUAAUCCCCACCUCAUCUUGAUGAUGUUACCCCCACAUCGGCUGGAGAGCCCAGCGUUGGGAAGCCAGAGAAAGAAACGGGCCCUAGAUACCAACUACUGUUUCCGGAACCUGGAGGAGAACUGCUGCGUGCGUCCUCUGUACAUCGACUUCCGACAGGACCUUGGCUGGAAAUGGGUCCAUGAGCCUAAGGGCUACUUUGCUAACUUUUGUUCGGGCCCUUGUCCGUACCUCCGCAGUGCAGACACCACUCACAGCACGGUGCUGGGCUUAUACAACACGCUGAACCCUGAGGCAUCCGCUUCGCCCUGCUGUGUCCCCCAGGACCUGGAGCCGCUCACUAUCUUGUACUAUGUCGGAAGGACCCCCAAAGUGGAGCAGCUCUCCAACAUGGUGGUGAAAUCCUGCAAGUGCAGCUGAAAGGCACCCUGGCCCACCCAAAGCCAAGAGAGAAACUGUCAGCACCCACUCUCCUGCUCCCAGGCUAACACAAAAGGAACUUGGGGUCAGAGACUACGCAUGCUGAGGGCCGAGUGCCAAACCCUGUGGCUUAGGGUCUGGCAGCCCUUGGGGAUCUCUUCUGGAACAUUUCUUGGUCUUGUUGGCAUGUCAUGUUCCUUCUGGGAGUUACUUUGGUGACACGAGGGCCACACUCUCCAAAAUGGCUGGACAGUUGGUGCGGAAGAGAAGGAUAGGGUGGAGGAACUGCUGUGUAUUUGAAUACUGGGUGGUUGAGCUGGAAGAGCGAGGGAAUGAGAAAGAGCAGGUGAAAGGGGGACUGGAAAUGGGGAGAUGUUGUCUAUUCUAGCUUUAGCUAUCUUAGGACCUCAGCCCUCCCCACUGGCCUGAAGAAUUAAACCUUUCCCCUGUAGGAGGGAACCCUGAAAGUUUCUUUAGAGAAAGAAAAUGCACCAAGAAGGGAAGCUGCUGAGAGAAGAAAUGCUCAGAGAUACACUUAGACUUUUGUUCCUCAGAGCUGUGAUCCAGGAGUCCUGCGA
Messenger RNA from Gymnogyps californianus (California condor), 2253 nucleotides. It is a transcript of the gene TGFB3, whose product is annotated as transforming growth factor beta 3. Gene Ontology annotation, cellular component: extracellular region. Gene Ontology annotation, molecular function: type II transforming growth factor beta receptor binding; growth factor activity; type III transforming growth factor beta receptor binding. Gene Ontology annotation, biological process: regulation of cell population proliferation; SMAD protein signal transduction; BMP signaling pathway. The record is from RefSeq and is a predicted model, not a curated record. NCBI's taxonomy places the organism in Eukaryota, Metazoa, Chordata, Aves, Accipitriformes, Cathartidae.